This is a messenger RNA of Xyrauchen texanus (razorback sucker), 3426 nucleotides long. RefSeq names its product forkhead box protein M1-like. The coding region runs from base 155 to 2152 and encodes 665 amino acids. The transcript is spliced from 9 exons. Gene Ontology annotation, biological process: regulation of DNA-templated transcription; G2/M transition of mitotic cell cycle. The record is from RefSeq and is a predicted model, not a curated record. Gene Ontology annotation, molecular function: sequence-specific DNA binding; DNA-binding transcription factor activity. Lineage: Eukaryota; Metazoa; Chordata; Actinopteri; Cypriniformes; Catostomidae.
CCCGGGACUAGUGUUUUUCACUUACCCCCAAUAAAAAUACAAAUUUUGACUCCUCAACACUGCCAGAUUUUCUCGAAUAAACCUUCGUCUGCACGACCGACAUGAUAUGAAGACAGUCAUCAAACAAGCCCUUUUGCUGUAAUCAGAGCAAACAAUGAGGGAGAGUCCUAGGAGACCCAUCAUCCUGAAGAGGAGGAAAUUGCCUUUUCAGAAGAGUGAAUCUAAUAAUGAUGGGUGUGAUGAGACGGACGGACCACGCUGUAAGGUCAAACCGUCCCCGUCCACCACCCGUUGCUUCCCUGAUGGCAUCCGCAUCAUGGACCACCCCACAAUGCCUGACACACAAGUGGUGGUGAUACCUUCGGCUGCUGAUCUUCAGAGUGUCAUCAGUGCCCUGACAGCCAAAGGGAAGGAGUGUGGCCCUCAGGGGCGCAACAAAUUUAUCCUGCUUAGUGGCAGCACCAGUUUGGAGGAGGAAGAUAAAACUCUUGGGCACGUUUCUACGGAAACCAAGGCUGAUUUUGGGAGUGAAGGCCUGACGCUAACAGGACCACAGGGAGGUGUGCCAUCAGAGGUCACCAUGGAAACUAAGCCCACAUUAAAAAAAUUGAAAAAAGAGGCGCAGUGCUGCCCGCUUGAUGACAGUCUAACGAACAUCCAGUGGCUGGGGAAAAUGAGCAGCGAUGGGCUUGAAUCGAAAACAGACCAGACAUGCCCCAGCAAGGACAAUCCAAGCAGCUGUCAUCAGCUUCAACAGCUACCCAGAAUUCCAGAGGAGGUGAAAGACCCUCAGUCCGAGCGACCCCCAUAUUCCUACAUGGCCAUGAUCCAGUUCGCUAUUAACAGCAAGAAAAACAGGCAGAUGACCCUGAAGGAAAUUUACAAUUGGAUUGAAGACCAUUUCCCCUACUUCAGAAGCGUAGCAAAACCUGGGUGGAAGAAUUCCAUUCGUCACAAUCUCUCACUGCAUGACAUGUUCAUCCGUGAGACAUCUCCUGAUGGCAAGAUCUCCUAUUGGACAAUUCGACCAGAAGCAAACCGCUGUCUCACUCUGGACCAGGUCUAUAAGCCUUUGGCUGACCCUGUGACUCCCAGUUGCGUUCAGACCACACAAGUUGUUUACCAACAACAACAGAAGAAAUUUCCAGCAGUGCUGAAGAAUGUGAUGCCUGCAAGUUGCACAGAGAGGAAGAUGAAGCCUCUUCUCCCUCGGACGGACUCAUAUUUGGUUCCCAUCCAGCUGCCUCUGACUCCAUCACUCUUCCUGUCCUCCUCCAGCCCUGUCUCUCUCUCCACCCCUCCACUACCUCAAAGUUCUUCCACGCCAAGCUCCAGUGGAGGAAAGAGAGUCCGGAUUGCCCCCAAGGUCUCAAUGAGUGGCAUGAGCUCGGUGAUGCUGUGUACUGCCUCUCAGGAGCUGAAGGAGGAGCCUCUCUGUAUACCAGUGUCUCCUGAGGUGUCUGUAGAUCCACCCCCUAAAUAUCGGCAACGAGAGUACAGCAGCUCUCGCCGCAAACAGCGUCUGGUCCUGCCGGCCACCGAGGAACCUGUCCUGCUGUACCCCGACAGCACUCUCUUUGACUCGGGCGUGGUCUCCGACAUCUCCGCCUUCCAGGACAUCCGAGAGGCAGAGCCUGACCCAGAAUCCCAGCCCAACCCUAAACCUUUACCUGAUAGCCCCUAUAGGGAGUACACUUUCAAAACCCCGAUCAAGAGCAGCCACCCAUCCUCGUCGACACCCAGCAAGCCGCCCGCAGCUCUGGAGCCCUGGAGAAUCACUCCCGUUGGAAAAGGCGGCGUGCUGGACUUCAGCCCCAUCCGUUUGCCCAGUGGGCCACAGCUCACUCCACAAAGACACGAACACACGGCCUUCAGUUUCAACAGCACACCCUUUAAGGAGUUACCUCUUUUCAACUCCCCCCGAGAGCUACUCACCAAUGCCCUCUCAUCGCCGAGACGUCCCACCCCUGCCUGCUCCAGGGAGCUGCAGGUAGGGUCCACCACCCGCUCUCUUACCGAAGGUCUUGUCCUGGACACAAUGAAUGACAGCUUGAGUAAAAUCCUAGUGGAUAUCAGCUUUUCCGGGCUGGAGGACGAUGAUCUUGGAAUGGGUAAUAUCAGUUGGUCCCAAUUUAUCCCUGAACUGAAAUAAUUGAAUAUCAGUAGCAUAUUUGAUAUUUUAUCCGAGCUGCUCACGCUUCCUCCACUGCCUCUGAUUCUUAUUUACUUAUGCUUGGUCUUACUGUACAUGUAUUUUCUUGUAUUUGAUUAUAAUUUUCUUAAUUUCACUGCUGACAAAUGUUGCUAUUUCACUGCCUUUUACUGUAUAUGUUUCAGAUGUGUUGCCCAUUAUUUGCUUUAUUUGAGGUGUGCGAGCAAAGCUGUUGUUUGACGAAUGUACUUAGAUAUAAAUAAUUUGCACAAGUUGUUUUUUAUAUAGGAGUGAGUGAGUGUGUAUUGUAAAAUAUGUAAGUGGACAUACAUAUUUAUCAGAUUAAUUAAUUUACACUACCCUGCAAGAAUUUUACAGUGUUUUCUUUGUUUUGGAAUGAUUUUUAACAACCUGGAUCAAAGAAUUGGACAGAAAAAAUGCCAUACAACAGUAUGCUCUGUAAGAAGAGAUUUUAAAAGAAGUGGGGAUGAGAAAUCUGCACACAAUCUGUAUUCUUAGAAUGAAAGGUUGGUUGUCAAUUACAGAUGAUCAAAUACAUGUUGCACUUUGUUUUUACAGUUUUAGAACUUCCAUUGCUUGCCACAGUCAGUUAUCUGGAGUGUAUCAAGCCGCAUAUAACAGUUUAUCUAAUACUGUGUUUUGUCACCGUUUUAAGCACAUCAAAAUAGUGAUUCAUCUCUGUUGCUGCUUUUUUCCAUCCAUGUUCUUUUGACAUCAAGAACAAAAAGACAUUUGUUAGCGUUUGACCAUGAUUCAGAGAGAUUUGUGAUUCAUUGCAAAGUUUUAAUGUGCAUUCCCAUUUAUAGAGUGAUUAGAAAGAUAGCAUACAUAGAGUUUAGUUCAUAUGUGCAGAGAAGCAAACCUUACCAUUGAAAUGUAGCUGUGUGAAUUCAUGUUACAUAAUCUUUGUUAAAUUAUAAAAAACAAAAAAACAAGAACAUAUUUAUUGUGUUGGAUGCAUAGGUGGUAUGCGUUCAUAUGAGCAUUAGAAAUAAAUGACUGAUAAUAGGACAUUCACAGACAUUUGACUAUGUUGGUACACUUGUAUUCUGUUAAAUUUCAAAGCCAUACCGGUCCACUUUUGGUACAAAAGAUGACUUCAACAUUCAGAAACUUUGCCUUUGAAAUAAAAUGAUGUGUGACGUUUUGUAAUCCUAUUGAAGACUGUAUUGAAAUAGGACUUCAACCCAUCAUUAUCUCCUUGGCAUUUUAUGGACUGGCUUUGACCAGAAUCUCCAGAUGGUAAUUGUCAU